Patiria miniata (bat star) is the source of this 3658-nucleotide messenger RNA. RefSeq names its product rac GTPase-activating protein 1-like. Lineage: Eukaryota; Metazoa; Echinodermata; Asteroidea; Valvatida; Asterinidae. Gene Ontology annotation, biological process: signal transduction. The record is from RefSeq and is a predicted model, not a curated record. The transcript has 17 exons. Bases 185 to 2257 code for a protein of 690 amino acids.
GGAGCAUGCGCAGCAGCACGUGAUUUCUGUUCCACAGCUGAUUGGUCAUGCGAACCGGAAGAGCAUUUUGCGUUCUAAACUCAAAAACCGUUUUGUGCAAAAGAUUUUGGUGAAAGUCGCGCGGACAAAGAAAGUUUUCAUCACGUCGAAAUUCAGGAAAAAAACGUAGUAAAACUUUGAGGCCAUGAGUGGAGGGAGUAACAGAUCGAUAGUGGCAGCCUUUGACGAGAUAUGCCACUACCAGUCAGUGUUGAGCAAAGGCUGUGAACCAGAAUUCCUCAAGUUUACCAAGAACCAGGAUUCAUGUCGGCGCCAGUGGCUGACGGCCUCCCAGGAGCGGCUUCGCAUGCAGGAGUUCGUCACCAAGAUAACGGCCGAGAAUAACGGGCUGAACACCAAGCUCAAACAUGCUAGGAACCAAGUUGAUAUUGAAUUGAAGAAACGGAAGAAGGCAGAGGGUAGAUCAGAAGAACUGGACCAACAAAUCAUGCUGAUCCGGGAGCUACUUGCCGACAACAAGAUGAACGAGCUAUCAGAGAAGGACCGCGAAAGCCUAGCCUUCCUGAAAAGCGAGCAGCAACAGCAGAACGGCGGCACGCCCACCUGCCACCGGCUCUCGGCCGUCCACGAGCGCUCAGCGGACCUGCUGUCGCCCUCGGAUGUCAGCUACGACCACACGGAGGACGACCUGGACGUGUCCUACCUGCGGGGCGGGAAGUCGUGGAAGCGGGCCGGCGGUGGCUCAAAGAAGAGACCGAGCGCACCCCCACUCGAGGAAGACACACCUCCCAAGAAAGCGAAGACGCAGUAUAUGACUAGUCCCCAGAACAAAGUGGACACCUCAGUUGUCACGACGACCGUCACCGUGCCAGCCGACGGACCAAUCACAGCGGCCACGCACGUAGAAACGAUACCGCGAUUGGAGAAGAGCUUCUCCCGGCCGCCGGGGCCCAAGAACCGCAAGAGACCCUCACGGGAACUACUCAAGAGCGGAGAUCAUAACGUCUCUGACGAUUCUUUCUGGAGUGCCCCUGAGAACCAGCACCUGAAGGCCGCGCUGAACGCCGGCAACGUGGGCAAUCGACAGAGAGAGCAGCCAAGCAAACCGGCCAAGCCGGUCCGCCAACACUCCUUCUGCACCAAGACAGUGCUCAAACCAGAAUCCUGCAAACCGUGCGGGAAGAGAAUCAAGUUUGGAAAAUAUGCACUGAAAUGCAAGGAUUGCCGCAUUGUCUGUCAUCCCGACUGCCAGGACUCGGCCCCACUCCCCUGCCAGCCCGUGACCAUGACGCCCACCAAGAGCCGACCCUACGGACCUAACACCCAGCUGGCUGACGUCGCCCCUACCACCUCCCCCAUGGUCCCUGCACUGGUCAUCCAGUGCAUCGCUGAGGUUGAGAGGCGAGGCAUGAGCGAGGAAGGACUGUAUCGUCUGUCCGGCUCAGAGCGAAGCAUCAAAGAGUUGAAGGAGAGAGCAAUGCUGGGCAAAGACCUGCACCUGGACCGAACCCCAGACAUCAACAACGUGACCGGCCUCCUCAAGGACUUCCUGCGCAACAUCUCAGAGCCUCUCGUCACCUUCAAGCUCCACGAGACCUUCAUGAGGGCGGCCAACCUGCCUGAUCCAGACGACGCCAUCACGUUCACCUAUCAGGCCAUCAGCGAGCUGCCCCUCCCCAACCGCGACACGCUGGCCUACAUCAUCCUUCACCUACAGAGGGUCUCUGAGAGCCCAGUCUGCAAGAUGGGCGUAGUCAACCUGUCCCGGGUCUUCGGGCCCACCAUCGUUGGCCAUGCCGUGCCGGAUCCGGAACCCUUACGGAUGCUGAACGACACCAAACUCCAGCCAGCGGUUGUGGAUCGCCUGAUAUCGCUCCCCACCGAUUUCUGGAAGGCGUUCGUCAACGUCGACACGGAGAACGCAGUGUCCGGUGACAUGAACGUCAUCCCCAACAGACACUUUGGCACCCCAGAGGCGCCAUCAACAGCCGGGCACAUUGGCAUGCCGGGCUCACAUCGGACGCCCGCCAGCGUGUACAAGAAAGACACCUUCAAGAAAAAUGGCAGUAGUCGUUUUGGCCCAGUCCACACCCCCCAGACCCAGGGUAAGAUGGGCAAGAAGACCCCCUCCAGUUCCUCCAUCAGCAAGGCCAGGUCUAUCUUCUCCAAGACUCCCCUCACCCCAAGAUUUGGCAGCAAGUCAGAGAACACGGUCAAGAAGACAUCCCAUUUCUUCGCAUCACCAACACUGAGAUAGGAAAAAUGACUACCUCAGGUAAAAAUAAAAGAGUAAUCCAAAUUACAGCGUAAUAUGCUUCCGUCUUUUUCCAUCGGACGCCAUCUUUGUCCGGUUUCCAGACUCUGUAAUGAAGAUCUGCGUGGUGAUGGCUGUGGGUGCCAGGCUGAGUUUUUUUUUCACACAAGUCACAUUGACUUCUUUGCGCUUGCACCCAAAUGUAGAUGUAUGAAUUUCCACGGAAUGUUGAAAACCUUAAAUACAGUACCGUAAAUAUGGCAAAUUCUUUAAGCGUACCUUGAAGAACUUCGAUUGUUCAGGAAUGAAUUUAGGCUCCAGUAUUCCUUCCUUUUUAGGUUUGAUUCAGUCAUAAGCAAAUCUGUUAAUUUCUUUAGUAAAAUAUUAUUAUUAUUUGUUUUGUAUACAGGGAAGCAAAGUAAGAAAUGCCAGAACCAGUAAACAAUUUUUGAACAUGUUUGUGUUUCUUUUGGGUUUUUUUGGGGGGGGGGGGGGGGGUUGGGGGUUGGGGAGAGUCAACUGAUUUCACAGACUUGUCACCAAUUUAAGUGACAACUUCAUGUCUCUCUAUAAAUGGUGAAGUCCUAUCAAAAGUAAAUGUAGUUUUUUUUUUAUCACAUUCAAGCCUGCAGAGAAUUGCUGGUCGUAAGCAUAAAUUGUUCAAGUGUUAUGUUAAUGUUUGAUUACACUUUAUUUUUUUUUUAAGUUGGGCGUUUUCCCUUGUUUGGGAGUAUUUGCCAAGUUUCCAUUCUAAAUCGCGAUCAGGCAACGGUUGCUCAUAGUCUGGUGAUUUCAAAGUUUAAAAUGCGCCCAGCACGCGAACAAGUCGGUUCACCAGACAUUCAAAUUGAUCCCUCAAAUGAUUUAGGCCAGUUGCAAACAGCAAACAGUUGUAGUGUGGUGUAAAUAGCUUUUUUAAACGUAGUGGUAACUUUUCCAAUUUCUGCUUCCAGUUGCGAUGUUCAGAAAAAGGGAUCGAGAAAUAUUGAGUAACUUUGUGGCGAAGAAUGAAAGAUUAUCGUUGGAUUCGAGAUAACGUCAUUCAAACUAACUGUAAAUAGUAGUAAAAUUAAGUCCUUACUUUGUAUAUACAUUUAACAAGGGGUCAUCAACAUUUUUUUACACCGUUAAGCUUCAUGUAUAUGUAAAGUGCAGAAUAGAUUUCCCACCCGAUUCUUAAAAUGGGGAAAAAUGUUUUGUGCAUUGAACGUCAACGGGCAUUCAAAUUUCAGGUUGUAAUUCAGGGGGUUAAACGGAAUGUUGUAUAAAGCAUUAGCUUUAGGGCUUUUUAGAUCGGAGACAAAGUUUGGGGGUACAGUAUAUUGUCGGCAAAAAAAAUGUGUAUGCUUGUUUUUAUGAUUUAUUAGUUUUUGCAUGAAUAAACGUCUUUAGGAUUUAAAUGAA